GUGACUUGACCAUCGAGAAUGGUGCUAACGGUUUGUUCGGGGCGCGUCCUCCUUGAUAAAUGUGUAAUACAUGAAGAUAAAUAACAAUCCUGACCGUGUUAUUCGCUUGUAUGAAUAAACUGGACGUGCUCAGUAAAAAUUACACGGACGGCAACAUGUUUGCGACGGUGAAAGAGAAGAUAGGAGCGGACACCGCGCGUGUUGACAAUAAUGGAGGCCGCGGUGAAAGCAGCUGAGGUGCUAGCAACCCCCCAGCCCGGCGUUGAAGACGCGUGCCCAGAGGAAGGCUCCUCGCCUCAGGCGGCGUCCAUACCCACUGUCCAGGCUCUGCUGGACCCCAUGGAGGAUCUGAGCCGAAAACUGGAGGACAUUCUGAAGACCUAUGGUACCGCUGACACCGCUGUCAACCAACAGUCUAUGGACCCAGAAAAGAUGGAAGGGGAAACAGGAAGUGAUGUCCCUGUCACCAAGGAGACCGCCAAAGAUGACGCCCUGGUCAUACAGAGUUUGAACAAGCUGAAAUCGAAGGACGAGAAGCUGGACACUCUAAUCCAGAAGUACGCUGAGCUGGCGGACGUGCGGCGCUCUGACGAGCGGAAGGUGGGCGUGCUGCAGCAGAAGGUGACCCGCAUGCAGCGGGAGCGGGACCAGCUGCGCUCGGAGCACCAGCGGGGGGUCCUCGCCCGCAGCCAGCUGGAGGGCCUCUGUCGGGAGCUCCAGAAACACAACAAGACCCUCAAGGAGGAGACUCUGAGGCGUUGCCGGGAGGACGAGGAGAAGAGGAAGGAGGUGAGCAGCCACUUCCAGAGCACGCUGAACGACAUCCAGGUGCAGAUCGAGCAGUACAGCGGGCGCAACAACAAGCUGUGCCAGGAGAACAAGAACCUGGCCGAAAAGCUGGAGAGCCUGAUGCACCAGUACGAGCAGAGGGAGGAGACUUUGGAGAAGGUGAACCACCACCGUGAGCUCCAGCAUAAGCUAGCGGAGGCUAAGCUAGAGCAGGCUAAUGCCCUGCUAGCCGAGGCAGAGGAUAAGCACCGCAGGGAGAAGGAAUAUUUGCUUAGGGAGGCUAUUGACAAAACAAAGAAAUGCUUCACUCUGAAGGAGCAGGAGCUGACCAUGAAGAAAAAGCUGACCCUGUACUCGCAGAAGUUUGAUGAGUUCCAGACCACUCUGUCCAAGAGCAACGACAUCUACGUCAGCUUCAAGACGGAGAUGGACAAGAUGACCAAGAAGAUGAAGAAGCUGGAGAAAGAGUCUGAUGUGUGGAAGGAGCGCUUCGAGAGCUGCAACAAGGCCCUCGCCGACAUGGUCACCGAGAGGGCGGAUAAGGGGAAGGAGUUCGAGCUGUUUGUCCUGAAGAUCAGCAAGCUGGAGACCCUGUGCCGGGCCCUGCAGGAGGAGAGGAAGGUCCUGUACGACAAGAUCAAGGACGUCCGCUCGGCCAACGCCGGCCUGCCCGCCCUGCUGUACGCCGACGCCACCCCCACCCUCGGCAGCGACACCACCCUCGGCAGCAACACCACCCCCGCCCCCACCCAGCCCGCGGGGGAGGGCACCCCCCUCCCGCCUCUCCCCCGGGCGCCGGAGCGACCCGUCCUGUCGGAGCCCGACCUGGCGGAGCUCCAGAAGCUCCAGGACACGGACCCCGCCCUGACGGAGGACAUGGCCCGCCUGCGGGCGGAGCAGGCCCGGCUGCAGGAGUUCGCCGCCUCCCUGUUCACCCCCAUGUCGGACACCAGCGACGAGGAGGAGGAGGAGGAAGAGGAGGGCUCCAAGGAGGAGCAGCUGAUGGCCUCUGUGUUCGGCCCGACCACAACCAGCCUCCAGGAGAAGUCCGCCAAGAAGGGGGCGAAGGCCGUAGCGGGACCGGUCCCGGUGGAACCCGUCCCGGUGGAACCCGUCAAGGUGGAACCCGUCCCGGUGGAACCCGUCAAGGUGGAACCCGUCAAGGUGGAACCCGUCAAGGUGGAACCCGUCAAGGUGGAACCCGUCCCGGUGGAACCCGUCCCGGUGGAACCCGUCCCGGUGGAACCCGUCCUGCAGCAGUCCGUUGUGCCGGAGGACGUCCGGGUGGAGGUACCCGCGCCGGCGGUGGAACCGAUCCAGAAAGAACCGUCCAACGCGGCCCAACCGACCCACCAAUCAGAAGAAGUCGUGGUGAAAUCAGAGCCGGCCAAGGCGGACCCCGCCGCCCCCGCAGCCCCCAUCCCGACGGAGCCCACCCUGCCAGAAGCAGAAGCGGCGGCCCCGGCCGCCGAGGCCGUGGUCCCAGUGCACCAGGAAAAGGUUUCCGAUGUCCCCAAACCCCUCCCCACACCGGAGCCCACAGCGCACACAUCAGCUGACACGCCCCCUGAGGGCAAGGCCACACCCAAACAGGCGGCCCCCACUUCACCGCAGCAACCAAUCAGCAACGACUCCUCCAAGAAGCAGGCGUCCAAGAAGAAGAAGAAGAACGCUAAGAAAGCUAGCUAAGACCAAGGCUAGCUAGGACGUAGGCUGUGUGUAGGGGCGUGCUUGUGUGUGUGAUUGUGUGUGUGUGUGUGUGUGUGUUUGGGCCUGUGCGUAUGUGUAGGUGAAUGUGGGUUGGGGUUAAUUAGUAAUUCAGGGAAAGCCCUUGUGUGUGUUUCAAAUCCUAUACCUACUACCUAGUGCCUUGUGUAAUGGGUAAAGCAUGGUUUGUUCAACUGGUAACCGAAUAGAGCAGUCAGUCACUUUAGUAAAGGCUUUGAGGUGGAACCAAGGCUGACUACUAGACUGACUGUGGUGCACUGUCUCCGAAUGCAAACGCAAUCUCCCAGUUAGGUUGAAUUUAUGAACUUGUACUUUGCUGUAGCUCAAAGAAAGCACUGCGUGUUGAUUCUGGGACUCCAAAGAAAGAUGAAAGGGUUGGUGUCUCCUGUCUCUACCAAAAUACUGUGUCCCUCUUCCACUGGCCAACCACUGAGCUGUUUCUCCAAUAAACUAUGAAGUGAAA
Molecule: messenger RNA, 2980 nt
Organism: Gadus macrocephalus (Pacific cod)
Lineage: Eukaryota; Metazoa; Chordata; Actinopteri; Gadiformes; Gadidae
Gene: txlnba
Product: taxilin beta a
Exons: 11
Coding region: 211-2478 (755 amino acids)
Molecular function (GO): syntaxin binding
Source: RefSeq, a predicted model, not a curated record